AUGUGCCGCGUCGGUUACACAUACAAGUACUGCCUCAACGGCGAAAACUGCCAUUCUGACUGCGGCUGGCAAGGCCGCAAUGGCGGACUUUACCCCAGAGGUGGGUAUUUUGUAGCCACAGAGCGCCUCGCCAAGUGCGGACCCACCAACCGCCCUCCCUGUAUCCGCUCUAGAUGGCGUCAUGAUACGUACCUCGAUGGGAGGACUAGCGACGAGUAUUGCCCGGCGUGUCAAAGGGUGGGAGAGACGAGCGGAGAUAGGUGGUACUACCACAGGUAG
Molecule: messenger RNA, 279 nt
Organism: Neurospora hispaniola
Lineage: Eukaryota; Fungi; Ascomycota; Sordariomycetes; Sordariales; Sordariaceae
Exons: 1
Coding region: 1-279 (92 amino acids)
Source: RefSeq, a predicted model, not a curated record